UGUGUUCAUCAUAUCAUAGCUAGUAAGCUUGCAAGCUUAGCUAGCUAGCUGCAUUGGCAACAAUGGCUUCCAAGUAUUUGUUUCUGCUUGGUAUGGUCAUGGCCUCUCUCCUGCUGGUUGCACAAGACGUCGCUGCGGCGAGACAGCUCACCGCAGAAGCAAAUGAAGUUAAGGGUAACAACAUGAAACCGGAAGUAGCCCAUGGCCCUGAAGAUGAGAAGUUAGCACAUCAUGGUGAUGGAUAUGGACAUGGGGGAGGCUACGGUGGCGGUUAUGGAUCUGGAUAUGGCGGAGGACAUGGUGGCGGAUAUGGUGGUGGAUAUGGAGGAUACGGCGGUGGAUAUGGUGGAGGGUAUGGUGGUGGAGGUGGAGGUGGAUAUGGUGGUGGCGGUUAUGGUGGAUACGGUGGUGGCGGUGGGGGUGGUGGAGGAUACGGUGGAGGCUUUGGAGGAGGAUAUGGUGGUGGCGGCGGUCGCGGUGGCUAUCCUCGUGGUGGAUACUAUGGUGGUGGAGGUGGCGGUUGGCACUGAGAAGCAAGAGAAUACAUAACAAUUACUUUUCAUGCAUAACUUAAUACUUGUUUUAAUUUGCUCUUAAUUACUUGUCAAUUUGAACUCGAUAUUGUUUAAAUAAAGAAAUGGAAGAGGACUUUAUACGACUUUAUCCGGA
Oryza brachyantha (malo sina) is the source of this 669-nucleotide messenger RNA. Its product is annotated as glycine-rich protein 5-like. Bases 63 to 530 code for a protein of 155 amino acids. NCBI's taxonomy places the organism in Eukaryota, Viridiplantae, Streptophyta, Magnoliopsida, Poales, Poaceae. The record is from RefSeq and is a predicted model, not a curated record. The transcript has 2 exons.